AGGGAGGGGUGGGGGGCUGAAUUGUGGACGCGCCUGACAAAUCCCGAUGGAGAGAGAGAGAGAGGAAGAGAGAGAGAGCAGCAUGAACGCGCAUCUCUGUCCUCCGCUCGUGAAGCGACUGCAGGGGAGCCAGAUGCCCGACUGUGAGCCGCUGCCUAGGGAUACCUAUACCAAAUGCCAAAGCAGGAGAGAACCACAGACACAUUUCAGCCUCUGGCAGAAGACGGAGUAAUAUUUUUUUCCCAUGUCCUCCUUCACCGCCUCCUCGCUCUCUCCUUGUGUCUCUGCGUCCAUCUGUGCUUCAGAUGAGGAGCUUCCUUGGACUUGGAGUGCCGGGCAUCAGUAGAGAAAAAGCCCGUUAUCUCACUCCGCUUCUGCUGCUGCUGCGGCGGCGCUGCUGUCCGUGAGCGCGUCCUCUCUACUUUGGAAUAUACACUGUGCCUCCAGAAAUGCGCAAAACCAUGGAGAUUAUAUGACGUGGAUCCCCCCCAAACAAAACUGGUCAUUUAUAAUUACGACUGUUUCUGUUUUUUUGAGGGUAUUUUUCCGUUGACUUUUCUUUUUUUUUUUUUGCCUUCUUUUCCUUUUUAUUCUUUAAUCAUUGCUACUUUAUGGUUUCGCGUUCUUGUCGAUUACUUAUUGUUUUUUUGUUUUUUUUCUAUCUCUUCAUUUUCGGCACUUUUUCCAUUUACUGUUCCAUUCUGGAGGAAGAAGUGGGAUGCAUCGCACAGAACAUUUGUGGGAAGAAGACUCACCGGCAAUGAUAAAUGAAUGAUGUUCUCCCUCUCCAUCUGAGACGUGCCAUGGAUGGGAAACUUAAUUUGUUCCACGAAACCGAUCGGGGAAUAGCCGUCGCAUCAAAUAACUAGGCUACUGCUGACAGCGAUAAGGACGAAUGUCAUAGGAUGAACACUGCUGGUGGGGUGUGUCUGCCUGUGCUGUCCUCUAUCCUGGCUGUUGCUGGGACUCUGGCUGCUGUGUCUGCCUUCACUCUCGCUCCUCUCUCUGCCCUGGCCGGGGCUGCCUAUGGGGUUGCCAAUGGCAUCCCCAGCACUGGGGCAGAGAGGGCCCCCUCACCCAUCUCUACACCAUGCUCCAGUCUUGUAGCUGGGGUCCUCUAUGGAUCUUUCUCCCUAAGGGAGCUUUUCCCCUCCAGGGCUCCGGGCUGCUCCUGGUCCCUGGAAAACCCCGACCCCACCAAGUAUUCCCUCUACCUCCGCUUCAACCGCCACCCUGUUAUCUGUCGGACACAUUCCCCCAUGCUCCUUUCCCUCGAUCACCAUCUCGCAAAUCAAAGCUGUCCCCUUGAUUUACAGUCAUCGACUGCCAAUAACCAGGACGUCAUCGAUCUCUGCGGCAGCCAGACCAACUCAGAAGGACCGUAUUCGUUUCUGCAGUUUGAUAAAAACUUUGUCCAGUUGUGUCUCACCAGACAUCCGGCCGUCGACGAGCUUCAGGUAACCAAGGAUUUAUUGGAGCAGAGACUAGUGGAAGUGUUGCUCAUCAAUAACGAGAACUCCAGUCAGUUCACCUGCGGCGUGCUGUGUCGCUGGUUCGAGGAGUGUUUACGCACAGGGCACAAUGGAGAGCAGGAGGUUUCUGAUGCGGAUGGCUGCGGAAUGACCCAGACAGGAUGUAUCUGUCCGAAUCACAACAUCAUGGCGCCACCUGUUCCUCUCCUCCCAGAGACACCCCACAGUUUCAGCAAUGGCUCUCUGGCUCCUGAUGACUGCUGUGUUACUGAGCUGCAUUCCAAUGAUGCAAUCGCAAUAGCGCCGAGAGAUGUCCGACAAGAAUCAUAUGACGAUGACCUAAAGGUGAAGACCCAAAGACCACGAUCAGCUGACCAGCCAGGUGUGUUUCAGGCACAAACAGGUGACCCUGCAGCUGAGGAGUGGUCCCAAUGGAGCGUUUGUUCGCUGACCUGCGGCCAAGGCUGGCAAGUGAGGACUCGAUCUUGCGUCUCGUCACCGUAUGGGACUCUGUGCAGCGGAGCCCUAAGGGAAACGCGCAUGUGCAACAACACUGCUGCCUGUCCAGGUGAUCCUGGGAUCAUCAGCUCAGUGCAUGGGCUUUGGGAUGAGUGGUCGUCAUGGAGUCUGUGCUCCGUGACCUGUGGGAGAGGCUCCAGGACACGAACCAGGAAGUGUGUAAAUGGAGGCGGGGCUCUGGCCUGCAGACGGCCCGAGGUCCAGACCAAACUCUGCAACAUAGCAGUGUGUCCUGUGGAGGGCAGGUGGUCGGAGUGGGGGCUGUGGUCCAAGUGCAGCGUCACCUGUGAUGUAGGAACUCAGCAGAGGCAGAGGCGCUGCGGCGCGUCCGUGCACGGCUGGGCCGAGUGUAAGGGGCCCCAUCAGGAGAGCAGGGAGUGCACCAACCCUUCAUGUAGUGGUGGAGGUAAUUGGGCCAGCUGGAACCACUGGAGUCUCUGUAGCAAGACAUGUGACUCCGGCUUACAACGUCGCUUCAGGACAUGUGAGGACACCGGUGCAGAGGGCCUCCCUUGUGAUGGCUCAGGGGAGGAAGUCCGCUCCUGUAAUGAGAAGAAGUGCCCAGCUCCGCAUGAGAUAUGCAAAGAGGAGCACCUGCUUUCGAUGUCGUGGAAGAGAGCCUCAGCCGGGGAAACUGUCUACAACAAGUGUCCAACUAAUGCCACUGGGUCUGCUAGUCGUCGUUGCAUGCUGGACAAUAACGGAGUUGCUUUCUGGGGUCCUCCGAGCUUCGCCAGAUGCGUCUCACUUGAAUAUAGAUAUUUACAUAUAUCUUUACGAGAGCAUCUCGCGAAGGGUCAGAGGACCCUGGCCGGGGAGGGCAUGUCUCAGAUCGUACGGAGUCUCCUGGAACUGUUGCAGAGGAGGAGCUACUACAGUGGCGACCUUCUCUUUUCCACGGAGAUCCUGCGAAAUGUGACGGACACCUUCAAAAGAGCAACCUUCAUCCCAGCUCCCGACGACGUGCAGAAAUUUUUCCAGAUAGUCAGUCUCAUGUUGGACAUAGAGAAUCUGGAGAAAUGGGAGGAUGCACAUCAGGUCGCUCCCGGUGCUUCCUUGCUGAUGAGGAUUUUAGAGGAUUUUAUUCACCUCAUUGGAGAAGCCCAGAAGCCUUUUCAGAGUUUUCUCGUGGUCACAAACAACCUCAUGAUAACAAUUCAGCGAGAGCCAGUGUCAGCAGUUUCCAGCGAUAUCAACUUUCCCAUGAAGGGUCGGAGAGGUAUGAAGGACUGGGCCAGGACAGCGGAGGACAAGCUGUACAUUCCUAAAGAGGUCUUCACCAUACCAACAGAAGAGAUAGAGGCCGACUCUGAGUCUACCCUGUACUAUGUCAUCGGAGCCAUCUUGUACCGCACGUUGGGCGUCAUCUUACCUGCACCACAUCCACCUGCUGUGAUCAACUCUAAGAUACUGACGGUGACAGUGCGACCAGAACCCAAACCCAGUGAGCCCCUGGUGGUGGUGGAGCUGUCACCGCUGUUGAAUGGUACAUCAGAUCCUCAGUGCGUGGUCUGGGACUAUGGCAACCCGGAAGCUGGCGGAGAAAACUGGGGCACAGAAGGCUGCCAAACGCUUACGUCGACCACUGUCCACAUCAAAUGCCUGUGCAGCAGGAUAUCCACCUACGCCGUUUUAGCACAGCAAGCUAAAGACCCGGACAUGGGUCCCACCAGCAUUCCCUCUGUCCCCCUCAUGGUGGGGUGUGGAGUUUCCUGUACUGCCCUGCUCAUCCUGCUGCUAAUCUAUGCUGCCUUCUGGAGGUAUAUCCGCUCGGAGCGAUCCAUCAUCCUGGUGAAUUUUUGUCUCUCCAUCCUGGCCUCCAAUCUGUUGAUUUUGGUGGGACAAUCUCAAACUCUGAGCAAGGGCCUCUGCACCGUGACUGCUGCUUUCCUGCAUUUCUUCUUCUUGGCGUCCUUCUGCUGGGUGCUGACGGAAGCGUGGCAGUCCUACCUGGCCGUCAUCGGCAAAAUUAGGCCGCGGCUCAUUCGCAAGCGUUUCCUGUGCCUCGGUUGGGGGCUCCCAGCUCUUGUCGUAGCAGUGUCAGUGGGUUUCACCAGAGCCAGAGGUUACGGAACAGCCAGCUACUGCUGGUUGUCCUUGGAGGGCGGUUUGCUGUACGCCUUCGUUGGACCUGCUGCAGUCAUUGUUUUGGUGAAUAUGCUCAUUGGAAUCGUUGUGUUUAACAAGCUCAUGUCUCGAGACGGCAUCUCAGACAAGUCUAAGAAGCAGCGAGCUGGGGCCUCUCUGUGGAGCUCUUGUGUGGUUCUCCCUUUGCUAGCAUUAACCUGGAUGUCAGCAGUGUUGGCCAUAACUGACCGGCGCUCCACACUCUUCCAGGUCCUUUUUGCUGUCUUUGACUCCGUCCAAGGUUUUGUCAUCAUCACUGUCCACUGCGCCAUGCGCCGAGAGGUGCAGGAUGCGGUGCGUUGUCGCAUGGGGGGAUGCAAAGACGACAGCGAAAACUCGCCAGACUCCUGCAAGAAUGGACAGGUGCAGAUUAUGAAAUGUUCAAACCUUGGCUUCAGUGGGCCGCAGCGUGGGCCUCUGCAUUACGGCACCACCCCGUGCAUGUCUGUGUGCCACACGCUGCCUCUCGCCCCACCGUGCCAACAAGUGUGUCAGCCAGGCUGUUACCUCAGCCUCCCACGUGGACACAACAACCCUGGGCUAGACCACAUCCACGCCCUCAGCCAUCCUCAUGAGCACAACCCCAUCCUGAACACUUUUCCGAAUCAUGCUCAUAACCAUGACAUCAACCACACCGACAGCCAACCAACGGAUUUUGAGAAGGAUGUGGACUUGGCAUGUCAAACAGAGAGAGGACACCCAUUCAUUUUCAAGGAGGUCAACACCUGUAACCCCGCCACCAUUACUGGGACCCUUUCCCGUAUCUCUCUGGAUGAUGAGGAAGAUCCCAAGCUGGCAGCCCAUCAGGAAGGGGGAGUCGGAGUUAAUUUCAGCGCCCUCCCUGGAAACAUUCCCCCGCCCAAUCUUAUUGUACAGGUUCCACCACUAGGAGGCCUGAAUGAGCUGAGUGAGACACCCCUAAAGAAGGAAGUGAAUGUGGAUCAGCAGAGACAGCAGGGGCAGCAGCACAGCGGCGGUCCAAUCUAUCUGUGCACAGAGAGUGGCCUUGGCUGGGCACGGCCGCCGGCUUCUUCCAACAAUUCCCAGGAUGGUAGUGCUGGGAGCGGAGGAAGUGGGGGAGGUGGCAGCGUUGGAGGGGAAGGGGAUUACAUGGUCUUACCUCGCAGGACGGUUAGUCUCAAACACCCGGGGUCCACCUUGCAAGGAGGUCUGGAUCUAGGGAGUGAGGAGAAGCCUCUCAACAUCACGGUGGAAGAUCCUCCUUUCCCCCCGCCUCCCUCGCCCCUGACUCUCCAUCCAGCUGAGAGCGAAGCCUACCCGGUGGAUUUUGUGCCAUCUAGUGUGGGCGACAUGAACAUCGCCAUGAACCUUAACCGCUCCUAUGGGACGAUCAAAACCAUGCAGCACGGGCAUGGCCACAUGAUGCCUCAGGGUGGUCUUGUACACUCCCAUGGAGGACACAUGCACUCCCACGGUCACUCUCUCCAGAUUAAGCCAAGCCAGAGGCCGUCAGUCAGACAAAUACUGACGGGCGGAAGUGCAGUGGAGAGAACCAGAACCCUGCCACGGAACCUGGGCAGCACCAACGGCAACACCAGCCACUCGGCAGGAUCUCUGGAGAGGAAAAGAGUACGGUACUCUGAGCUGGACUUUGAGAAAGUGAUGCACACUCGCAAAAGACAUUCUGAGCUGUACCAUGAGCUCAACCACUCGUCCAAGUUCCACACCAUAGACAGGUAUAACAGGGACGCAACCGGCAAGGACAAGCCAACUCCAGAGGACCAGACCUCUUGGGACAGCUUCAAGAACAUGACCCCCGAGUUGUCCAUCGUGCCUGGGGAGCAGAAAGACCGGAUGGAGCUGCACAAUAAGAACUGGGACUCCUCCUCUGCUAACACGCCCGAAUCCUCUGAAGGAGAUUUCCAGACUGAAGUGUGAGGACAGGCAGAUGUGCUGCACACACUCUCUUGAACACACACACUCUGAUCCUCAGACACAGUACAGAUGCUGACUCCCUGAAAUCUAUACAUAAGUCAUUAUUUUUUGCCAAGACCUCUCACACACACACACACACACACACACAGACACACACACUGCUCCCCGUCUCCUGCGAUGUGCUCUGUCGGAUUCCAAACUGUAUUUGUUUACUUUUGCAAUGGAAAGACAUGGAAAAGAGGACCGUUCUCUAUAUUUUCACAAAGACUACGGGAAAAAGAAAGAACAGGGAACUCGACGUGUCUGCAAUCGAAGACGAUUUUUAAAUGAACUCGAAAAAACCUGUGGAGAAAUUAUUUCUGCGAAAAAAUGUCUUGAUUUUAUUCUAGAGAUAAAAAAAGAAAUUCUAUGUGAACUGUUUGAUGAUGGGGAGGGUUGGGAAAAAAUAUUU
Molecule: messenger RNA, 6465 nt
Organism: Cynoglossus semilaevis (tongue sole)
Lineage: Eukaryota; Metazoa; Chordata; Actinopteri; Pleuronectiformes; Cynoglossidae
Gene: adgrb2
Product: adhesion G protein-coupled receptor B2
Exons: 34
Coding region: 906-6017 (1703 amino acids)
Biological process (GO): cell surface receptor signaling pathway; negative regulation of angiogenesis; G protein-coupled receptor signaling pathway
Cellular component (GO): plasma membrane
Molecular function (GO): G protein-coupled receptor activity
Source: RefSeq, a predicted model, not a curated record